This is a messenger RNA of Gigantopelta aegis, 507 nucleotides long. RefSeq lists its product as uncharacterized. Bases 85 to 456 code for a protein of 123 amino acids. NCBI's taxonomy places the organism in Eukaryota, Metazoa, Mollusca, Gastropoda, Neomphalida, Peltospiridae. The transcript has 2 exons. The record is from RefSeq and is a predicted model, not a curated record.
UAUAAGGAAUCCGGGUAACGUAGUUGGCCAUAUGAGGUUUACUGACACUGCCGAAGAAGACGUUACGAACGUUGGUGUAAAAUUAUGAGGGGAAUCGCUAUAUCCGUGUUGCUGUUACUAGUAGCGUUUGCUAUUCCAUCCACGCAAGGAGCGAAAUACUGCAAAUGUUCCGUCAUUGAUGCCCAUGACUCAGGAGUUGUCCUCCACACGUUUCCAAAAUACCGGGUGUGUGGCUGGCUUUGUGGAUGCAAACGCGCGCUGAGAGAGUGCGUCACGGACUGUCAGCGACGCGUCAAAGACUGGUAUUGCUAUGGCAACUGCAACGACCGUCCCGGCGUGCAAAUCCGAGGUCGCUACGAGGUCGGAAACAACCGAAGACCUACCCGAUGCGGUACGGCCAAUCUCGUAGACAUCCGAGUGUGCGGCUCAACUAAUGGUUGUACUGCAGGGAAAUAAAUAUAUAUAAAAAACCCACUCCAGCACAGGAUAUUAAAUUUUAUCUAUUUA